Molecule: messenger RNA, 4450 nt
Organism: Quercus robur (English oak)
Lineage: Eukaryota; Viridiplantae; Streptophyta; Magnoliopsida; Fagales; Fagaceae
Product: pentatricopeptide repeat-containing protein At4g39530
Exons: 3
Coding region: 382-2955 (857 amino acids)
Biological process (GO): RNA modification
Molecular function (GO): RNA binding; protein binding
Source: RefSeq, a predicted model, not a curated record
CCAUUCCCACAGCCCCAGCCUUGACAACACGUCAAGAAAUGACACCAUCACCAUUCACAUCAAACACUUUGGUACUGUUUUGCUUUGAUAUGGAAUGGAAUCAUCAUAAAAUGAUAAAAUUGAGAACAACUACUUCUCACUAGGCCAGCCUUGCCUUGGCUUAUUUUUUUUGGACUCUUAUUUUUUAAGAAGCCAAUUAGCCCAAUCUCUUCCUAGAGAUUAAGAGACCUUGUGGUCCAAGAGUUGAUUGGGCUGGACCCAUGUCUGCAAAUUCUAGUAUCCUUCUUCUUAAUCUUGGGUACCUCUCUGACUCUCUUUCUGGCAAAGACAAAAAGAAACAAAAGAAAGAAAGCAGUAGUUUAUGCUUUAUAUAGAGAGAGUAUGAGUAUGAGUAUGAGUAUGAGAAAGCAUUGGCAAUUUACAUACCAGCACUACCACCUAACAUUAAGACAUUGUUCUCACAAGCAUCAUGCUUUCCACUUCCACUCUUCCACCACCUUAUCACCACCACCUCAUCUUCUGCAACCUCUUCCACGCCGAGCCAAAAGCCACCAAUUUGCCCACUUUUUGCAAUUGCCAAUACCCCCAUCACACUCACACAACCCCAUUUUGUAUUACCAGACACUUCACGCUCAACUUGUCGUCUCUGGCUUACAUAACCAAGUCUUUCUUGCCAACAUUCUCCUCCACUCCUACUCUAAAUGUAGUCGUCUACGUGAUGCACGCUUGUUGUUCGAUGUAAUGUCUCAAAGGAAUUUGAUUUCUUGGUCUUCAUUGGUAUCUAUGUACACCCGACAUGGUUUUAAUCAACAGGCCUUCAUUGUGUUUACCGAAUUUCUCACUAGUUGUGAUCAGAAUCCCAAUGAGUAUAUUUUAGCUAGCGUUUUUCGGGCUUGUUCGCAAUUGGGUGGAGUUUAUGAAGGUGCCCAGCUGCAUGGUUUUGUUGUUAAGACUGGUUUUGAACAAGAUGUCUAUGUGGGUACCUCUUUGAUUGAUUUUUAUGCAAAGAAUGGUGAUUUGGAUGAAGCAAGAUUGGUUUUUGAUGUUUUGGCAGAGAAGACUGCGGUUACUUGGACUACAAUCAUAACGGGGUACACGAAAAGUGGAAGAGGUGAAGUAUCUUUGCAGUUGUUUGAUCAAAUGAGAGAAACUGAUCUUGUUCCUGAUAAAUAUGUGCUCUCAAGUGUUUUGAGUGCGUGUUCAAUGCUUGAGUUUCUUGAUGGAGGGAAGCAAAUUCAUGCUUAUGUGUUGAGGAGGGGAGCCGAGAUGGAUGUUUCGGUAACUAAUGUGCUUAUAGAUUUCUAUGCAAAGUGUGGCUUAGUGUAUACAGCACGAAAUUUAUUUGAUCAGAUGGUGGUCAAGAAUAUGAUAGCCUGGACCACAAUGAUUGCAGGGUACAUGAAAAAUUCAUUCAAUUUGGAGGCCAUGAAGCUGUUUGCUGAAAUGGCCGGAUUGGGUUGGAAGCCUGAUGGAUUUGCUUGUACUAGUGUUCUCACUUCGUGUGGUUCACUUGAGGCUUUAGAACAUGGGAGACAAGUGCAUGGUUACACUAUUAAGGCAAACCUUGAGUAUGAUAAUUUUGUGAAAAAUGGUUUGAUUGAUAUGUAUGCAAAAUGCAAUUCAUUGACUGAUGCAAGAAGAGUUUUUGAAGGUAUGGCUGAUCAUAACGUGGUAUCUUACAAUGCUAUGAUAGAAGGAUACUCAAGCGAAGAGAAGUUGCAUGAAGCAUUGGAUCUUUUCCGCGAGAUGAGGCUUAGAUUGUUACCACCAAGCCUCUUGACGUUUGUAAGCCUUCUUGGUGCAUCGGCUGCACUAUUGACGUUAGAACUGAGUAGGCAAAUUCACAGCCUGAUCAUCAAGUAUGGGGUCUCCCUGGAUGUAUUUGCUGGAAGUGCUCUGAUAGAUGUUUAUUCCAAGUGUUCUUGUGUAAGGGAUGCUAGGCUUGUAUUUAAUGAGAUAAAUGAAAAAGAUAUUGUAGUAUGGAAUGCAAUGUUUUUUGGAUAUACUCAACAGUUGGAAAAUGAAGAGGCUCUCAAACUCUACUCAGAAUUACAGUUGACAAGGAAAACACCUAAUGAAUUCACUUUUGCUGCAUUGAUCACUGCAGCCAGUAACCUAGCAAGUCUCCAGCAUGGUCAACAGUUACAUAACCAAGUCAUAAAGUUGGGAGCAGACUCUGACCCUUUUGUCACAAAUUCCCUCGUGGAUAUGUAUGCUAAGUGUGGAUGUAUAAAAGAGGCCCACAAAACAUUUACUUCCACAUUUUGGAGAGACAUUGUGUGUUGGAAUUCCAUGAUCUCAACAUAUGCACAGCAUGGGGAAGCAGAAGAUGCUCUUCAGAUGUUUAAAGGGAUGAUAGAUGAGGGAGUAAAACCCAAUUAUGUCACAUUUGUGGGUGUGCUCUCAGCGUGUAGCCAUGCGGGGCUUGUAGAAGAUGGGCUUCAUCACUUUGAAUCAAUGGCGCAUUUUGGAAUUGAACCGGGAACAGAUCAUUAUACUUGCAUAGUUUCUCUCUUGGGUCGAGCAGGUAGACUUACUGAGGCAAGGGAAUUUAUUGAUAAAAUGCCAAUAAAACCAGCAGCAGUAGUAUGGAGGAGCUUGCUCAGUGCGUGUAGAGUUGCUGGUCAUGUUGAUAUUGGGAGAUAUGCAGCAGAGAUGGCAAUUUCAGUUGAUCCAACAGAUAGUGGAUCAUAUAUUUUACUUUCUAACAUUUUUGCAUCUAAAGGUAUGUGGGAAGAUGUCAAAAGGCUGAGGAAAAGAAUGGACUUUAAUGGGGUGGUAAAAGAACCCGGAAGCAGUUGGAUCGAACUGAAUAAAGACGUUCAUUCAUUUAUUGCAAGGGAUAGAGCUCACAGCAUGGCCAAUCUUAUUUAUUCAGUUUUGGACAAUUUAAUUCUGCAGAUCAAAGGGGUUGGUUAUGUGCCUGACACUUUUAUGCUUCUCAUGACUGAUUAAGAGGAAAGAUGGUGGUAAUUAACACCCUCAAAAGGCCAAGCUUUUGAUCUCCUGAGCUAUUGUAGGAUGUAGUUCUCCAUCAUGCAGCUUAUCAGAGUGAUCCUGAGCUUGAAGGGAUCAGCAUCCUGAAGAUGUUUGUAUUUUGGGCUUUUGUGGACUAUCCUAGUGGAAAGAGUAAUAACUUAUGCAAUAACAGUCUAGCUGAAUUGUGGCAUGGUAUUUACAACUUAAGAGGGAGACCAAAGGGAAUGUACAUGGCUACAUGCACAUUUAAAAUGGAUUUCUCUGUCCACAUGCAGUUUGUAAGAAAAGAAAGUUUAUACACUGAGAACUCUAAGCUACUUCAUGUCAACGUCACAAAAGCCCAACUUGGUCCUUUGUAAGCAGCUCCUUGCUUUUUAUGCUACCUUAAUGAGACAACGUUUCUGAAUCUUCUACAUUGCAAGAUUGGAUAUAAAGAAUUAACGACUAGAGGUGUUGGAUUUGCUUUAGAUCACAUAACAUGCAAUGAGAUCAUGACAGUGGUGUAAGGCCCUUUGGAGUAUUUCUGCUGGUUACUGGAUUUGAUGACUAUGGGCCACAAUUAUACCAGGUGGAUUCCUAUUUCUCAUGGAAGGCCUUGGCAAUGGGGAAGAAUGUUUCAAAUGUAAAAAUAUUCCUAGAGAAGAGGUUUUGCCAAUUCUUCUGUCACUUGAAUAUGAAGUUGACUAUGUUCCCCUUUCCAUUAUAGUACACCGUACGCAGAUGAUAUGGAGCUUGAUGAUGCUGUGCAUACAGCUAUUUUGAUGCUGAAGGAGGGGUAACUAAUUGUUAAGCUUCUUUCUUUUUGAAAUAAAUAUAUUUAAAAAGCUUUGGUGGGGAACGGCCAGAAUGAUAAAACUUUAGGUCAUUCUUGAUGUGUAUAUGCUUAUGGGGUGAUGCUUGUCAGAGAAGAUGUGGAUGAUGAUUGAGGCUGAGAAUCGCUGAGUAAUUUUUUGGAAUGGUCUAACAUCAUGAUGCAAUACGUUGGUCUAAGACAUUGGCUUCUUGGAGAAACCAAUUUGCAUUCCUGCCAGAAUGGGUAUUACAUGGAGCCAAUCCUGGAGAAAGGAGAUUUCCUUUUGUGGUUGUGAGUUGUCUCUUAAAUGGAAUGGUUGAAAUGCAACGGUUAGUUGCAUAGUUUAUAGAGAGGAAAUUGAGAUAGGAAUAAUCGAGCUCUGAGCUUAGGACUGGCUCGCUUGGGCUGGUUGAUUCAGCUGAGAAAGCCCAUGACUGGUGCUAGAGAAGUUCAAGCCAGGCCUCAAUUUGCUUUGGGCAAGAAUGGGCUAUGUUGAGCAUACCUUUCCAGAAUGACGAUGAAUCCUGCUUCUCUGUCAUUACCAAUUUAAGAAUGGCAACAUAAGCCUGUUUUCCUUGCUCUCCUAUCUAAUUAGCCUCCUUCCCUUCAAAAAUUAUCCUUUAUGUUUCCUCAACUUAUUAUUGAUACUGUCCUCAUAAUAUUCAGAUUUUUCAAUCA